Molecule: messenger RNA, 1007 nt
Organism: Brassica napus (rape)
Lineage: Eukaryota; Viridiplantae; Streptophyta; Magnoliopsida; Brassicales; Brassicaceae
Product: CDP-diacylglycerol--inositol 3-phosphatidyltransferase 1-like
Exons: 8
Coding region: 209-898 (229 amino acids)
Biological process (GO): phosphatidylinositol biosynthetic process
Cellular component (GO): Golgi apparatus; membrane
Molecular function (GO): CDP-diacylglycerol-inositol 3-phosphatidyltransferase activity
Source: RefSeq, a predicted model, not a curated record
GAUUUGUCUUUUCAUCACUUGUGGUAAAAUAUCAAGGAUUGUUGGAAUCAUGAGGGUUUAUUUGUAAUUUUGUUUUGAGGAAGGGUUUAUUUGUAAUUACAGAGACAAUGGGUUCGCGUCUUUGUGCAUUUUCGGUGAUGGGUUUUAAGAAAGAUCUAUCCUUUUGCUCUCUGUGUAGGUGAAUUGGGGUUAGAGAUUUGAUUGAAAAAUGGGGAAGAAGGAGGAGAGAGCUAGAGCAGAGAAGUUGUCUGUUUACCUUUAUGUACCUAACAUUGUUGGGUACAUGAGAGUUCUGUUGAACUGUGUUGCCUUUGCUGUCUGUUUCUCCAACAAAACACUCUUCUCCCUCCUUUAUUUCUUCAGCUUUUGUUGUGAUGCUGUGGAUGGCUGGUGCGCUCGUAGAUUUAACCAAGUUUCAACUUUUGGAGCUGUUCUCGACAUGGUCACAGAUAGAGUUAGCACAGCGUGUCUACUCGUGGUUCUAUCUCAAGUCUACAGGCCUAGCUUGGUCUUCCUUUCAUUGCUUGCUUUGGAUAUUGCUAGUCAUUGGCUGCAGAUGUACAGUACGUUUCUAGCAGGGAAGAGCAGCCAUAAGGAUGUGGAAGACAGCACAAGCUGGCUUUUUAGACUCUACUAUGGAAACCGGAUCUUUAUGUGUUAUUGCUGUGUUUCUUGCGAGGUUCUGUAUAUCAUUCUCCUUCUCAUUGCAAAGAACCAAACCGAAAAUCUCCUGAAUGUCGUAGUCGCCACUUUAACUCAGAUAUCACCACUCUCUUUUCUACUUGCUUUGACAUUGUUCGGUUGGUCGAUGAAACAGACCGUCAAUAUCAUUCAGAUGAAAACAGCUUCAGAUGUCUGUGUACUGUAUGAUAUAGAGAAGCACCACAAGAAGCCUUAGAUCUUCCUUCCUUUUUUUUAUUUUUUUCUGAACCUGCAACUCUGUGUAGAAGACACAUAACCCCCUUUGUAUUUUUAAAUGAAAUGAAAAGGAUAUUGAUUUUGCCUUC